GCGGGAACGCUCGGGAUCGGGAUCGGGAUCGGACGGCGGGCGGGAAAAGCCGGGAAGACGGGACAGGGAACACCACCACAGGCGCCGGGAGCAGGAAGAGCAGGAAGAAGAUGGAGAGCGGUGGGUGGGGCCCCUGCCCGUGGAGGCGGCCCCCACCAAAAAGCGCAAAGUUCUGGAGUUCGAACGGGUCUAUCUGGAAAACCUUCCCAGCGCCUCCAUGUACGAACGCAGCUACAUGCACAGAGACGUCAUCACUCACGUCGCGUGUACCAAGACGGAUUUCAUCAUAACGGCCAGCCACGACGGGCACGUCAAAUUCUGGAAGAAGGUGGAAGAGGGGAUCGAGUUCGUCAAGCACUUCCGCAGCCACCUCGGAGUGGUGGAGAGCAUCGCGGUCAGCUCCGAAGGCGCGCUCUUCUGCUCGGUCGGGGACGACAAGGCGAUGAAGGUGUUCGACGUGGUGAACUUCGACAUGAUCAACAUGCUGAAGCUCGGCUACGUCCCCGGGCAGUGCGAGUGGGUGUACUGCCCGGGAGACGCCAUCUCCGCCGUGGCCGCCUCGGAGAAGAGCACGGGGACCAUCUUCGUGUACGACGGGCGAGGAGACCACCAGCCCCUCCACGUCUUCACCAAGCUGCACGCGGCGCCGCUCACCCAGAUCCGCCUCAACCCCGUCUUCAAGGCGGUGGUGUCUUCCGACAAAUCCGGGAUGAUCGAGUACUGGACGGGGCCUCCCCACGAGUACGGCUUCCCCCGGAACGUGGCCUGGGAAUACAAGACGGACACGGACCUGUACGAGUUUGCCAAGUGCCGGGCGUAUCCCACCAGCCUCUGCUUCUCGCCCGACGGGAAGAAGGUCGCCACGCUCGCCUCCGACAGGAAGGUCAGGAUUUUCCGGUUUUUGACGGGGAAGCUCAUGAGAGUCUUCGACGAGUCUUUAAGCAUGUUCACGGAGCUGCAGCAGAUGCGGCAGCAGCUGCCGGACAUGGAGUUCGGGCGGAGGAUGGCCGUGGAGCGGGAGCUGGAGAAGGUGGACGCCGUGCGGCUCAUCAACGUCGUCUUCGACGAGACCGGGCACUUCGUCCUCUACGGCACCAUGCUGGGCGUCAAGGUCGUCAACGUGGAAACCAACCGGUGCGUGCGGAUCCUGGGCAAGCAGGAGAACAUCCGCGUCCUGCAGCUGGCUCUGUUCCAGGGGGUGGCCAAGAAGCACCGGGCGGCCGCCACCAUCGAGAUGAAAGCGUCGGAGAACCCCGUGCUGCAGAACGUGCAGGCCGACCCCACCGUCGUCUGCACCUCUUUCAAAAAGAACCGCUUCUACAUGUUCACCAAGCGCGAGCCGGAGGACACGAAGAGCGCCGACUCCGACCGCGACGUGUUCAACGAGAAGCCGUCCAAAGAGGAGGUCAUGGCGGCCACGCAGGCCGAGGGGCCCAAGCGGGUCUCGGACAGCGCCAUCGUCCACACGAGCAUGGGAGACAUCCACAUCAAGCUCUUUCCGGUCGAGUGCCCGAAGACGGUGGAAAACUUCUGCGUCCACAGCCGCAACGGUUACUACAACGGGCACACGUUUCACCGCAUCAUCAAGGGCUUCAUGAUCCAGACCGGAGACCCGACCGGCACCGGCAUGGGAGGCGAGAGCAUCUGGGGAGGAGAGUUCGAGGACGAAUUCCACUCGACCCUGCGGCACGACCGCCCGUACACGCUCAGCAUGGCCAACGCCGGCUCCAACACCAACGGAUCCCAGUUCUUCGUCACGGUUGUCCCCACGCCGUGGCUCGACAACAAGCACACCGUGUUUGGCCGAGUGACCAAGGGGAUGGAGGUGGUCCAGCGGAUCUCCAACGUCAAAGUCAACCCCAAGACGGAUAAGCCCUACGAAGACAUCAGCAUCAUCAAUAUCACGGUCAAGUGAAACGGGGAAAAGCGGCGGGGGGACGUCGCUUUCGGACACAACCCUAAUGACGCGUCGAGAGACUCUUUCACUAAAAGCUACCUUUAAAGCCGAGCCUGCCAUGCCUCGA
This is a messenger RNA of Tachyglossus aculeatus (Australian echidna), 2024 nucleotides long. It is a transcript of the gene PPWD1, whose product is annotated as peptidylprolyl isomerase domain and WD repeat containing 1. The transcript has 11 exons. Lineage: Eukaryota; Metazoa; Chordata; Mammalia; Monotremata; Tachyglossidae. Gene Ontology annotation, molecular function: peptidyl-prolyl cis-trans isomerase activity; protein binding. Bases 218 to 1915 code for a protein of 565 amino acids. Gene Ontology annotation, biological process: protein peptidyl-prolyl isomerization. The record is from RefSeq and is a predicted model, not a curated record.